UCAGAGGAGUGCGGGCGCUGUAAACAAAAGGGCGCCAUUUCUCUCUCAAUUUCGAUACACUUGUCAAACGCUUUUCCUAAAUAAUAAUAGGCUAUAGUCCAAGUGCAGGGAUUAAUUCAUAACUCAACGCCAUGAAUCAUCCAAAGAAGAUUUCCCAGGAGACCUUCGAUGCCGUAGUUCGUGAAAAUAUAGAGGAAUUCGAGAUGGAUUUAGACGAAGCCGUUUCUGAUGCUAUGGAGCAAUUUGUUAGUCAAGGCGUUGAUUUGAGUAACUUGAUUACGAGUUACGUGAGAGAUGAGUCGUGUGAGGGCGGACUUAGGCACAGUAACCCUGUGAAAGAUGCAUUAAGUGAAAUCCAAGCCAGCUCAAGCAACGACAACAAGGAUCAUCUUAUCAAAGCAUUUGCAAGCUUCCAGGCUGAAUGCAACAGUGAAAAUAAUAGAAAAUUUGCUGCCAGCCAUAACGCCAUCCCGAUAUUGUUAUCAUCAUUCAAAGCAAUCAAGGGUGACAAAGAGACACUCUGUAGAGGUCUUGAGGCUUUUGGCACAUUUGUGAAUGGUCAAGCUAAUAUCAUUGAUAGAGAAACCAUUGAGUUUCUGUGUGAAUGUCUCAAAGACUCUACCAAGCAAGAGGGGUUAUUGGAGGUGGUUCUUAUAUGUGUAAAUCAUAGCUGCAUCAAGAGUGAAUCAAAUCGUCAAACGUUUGUCGAACUAGGAACUAUUCCAAUCCUGAUAGAUGUUUUAGGGAUCCAUAAACAAAAUUCUUCUGUUAUAAAAGAGACAUGCUUUGUGCUGCGAGUUUUGACAUUUGAUGAUGAUAUGAGUGUACCGUUCGGUAAAGCUCACGAGCAUGCUAAGCAGAUUGUUGCUGAUAAUGGUAUCAGUGCCCUAAUGGAUGUAAUGGAAGUUUGUGGGGAAAAUGUGGAAGUGGUCAGUGAGCUGUGUGCGACCCUUGGCAGACUUUUCGUAAGGGAUGAGUUUUGUAAGGAAUUUAUUGAUAUUGGAGGUCUAAAAGUCAUGUUAAAGAUUCUAGAGGAGAAAAUCGACCACCAGGCUGUAGUAAAACAAGUCUGCUUUGUCUUGCGUGUUCUAGCGGGUAAUGACGAUGUCAAGAAAGCUAUUGUAGCAACCCAAGGGAUGGCGCUGAUUGUUGCAUCCAUGACCAAGCAUGCCAAGCAGGCCUUUGUAGCAGAACAGGGGUGUGCCGCUCUUGCAUCUAUCGCUCUAAGAAUGCCGGAUAACUGCGCUGCUAUUAUCAAUGCUGGUGGGCAUGAAGUCAUUCUAAAGGCAAUGCAGAUGCACCCAGGAGUUGUAGGAGUGCAGAAACAAGGAUGUCUUGCCAUCAGGAACCUGGUGGCUCGUAACCCAGAGAAUUGUGAGCCAAUCCUAGGAGCGGGUGGAGAAGCACAGAUUAGAUACGCCUACAACACCUAUCCUGAAUCUCAUGACCUGGCCAAGGCGGCCCUGCGUGAUCUACAGUGUGAUGUGGAGCUACGGGAAUUAUGGACUGGAAGUGGCCAGGGUAUCCAGAGACCUUUUUAUGAAUGAUUGUAUUUUGAUUCAAGAACAGCCUGCUAUAUGUCAGGCACCUAGCUAAAGGGGGGAGGGGGGGGGGGCGCACAACCAUCUUGUUCUCUGCUUGUUUUUAUGGCAUUCUCCCCCCCCCCCUUUACCUAUGCUUAUAUAGUGUGUGUGUGUGUGUAUUUUUACAGUAUAUGAACAUGUUCUUUUAGAUGUAUAGAUGUUGUAUCUUUUUUUUGUCAUCUAGCUGCACUUCUAGUACUAAUUUAUCACCCAAUUUCACCAGAUUUUGAAAUACUUGUAUUGGGAUACGGGUAUUUAGAAGUAUGUUAGUGUAGAAGAAAAUAUAUUAUGAAACAUCGCUUAGAUCAUAAGCUGGUCUCACUCGCUUUAGAAUGUCUAUCGAGUAUCUAUGAAAAUGCAAGUCCCGCUACAGCGAGUAUCCCUUAUACGCGGAAUCUGUGUACCGCGUAUAUUUUUAAGGGAAUCGGACUUAGGGAAUCCCACAGGAAGGUCACCUGUGGUACCCGUAUAUAAACUCUUUUAUCCAACAGAUUAUCAGUAGAGAGUAUUUCGUUCACUAAUAUUAUGUCAUUUUGCAUUCCAAGAUCCCUUUAUUCAUUAAAAUCCUAGGAAAUUUCA
Nematostella vectensis (starlet sea anemone) is the source of this 2162-nucleotide messenger RNA. RefSeq names its product armadillo repeat-containing protein 6. The coding region runs from base 132 to 1547 and encodes 471 amino acids. The transcript has 4 exons. NCBI's taxonomy places the organism in Eukaryota, Metazoa, Cnidaria, Anthozoa, Actiniaria, Edwardsiidae. The record is from RefSeq and is a predicted model, not a curated record. Gene Ontology annotation, molecular function: protein binding.